Molecule: messenger RNA, 1185 nt
Organism: Angiostrongylus costaricensis
Lineage: Eukaryota; Metazoa; Nematoda; Chromadorea; Rhabditida; Metastrongylidae
Source: the annotation of a GenBank genome assembly
AUGGACAAUGGGGGACCGUAUGUGACAAGCACAAUGGAGCUUACGCGAAAACAGAUUAAUCGUCUACGUACCGUCCUCAACGAGACGGUCGAAAUCCACGGGAAAGGGAAUUUCCCCACAAUCUCUGCUCGUCUCAUCGACAUCAUUUCAUGCGUUCGAGAAAAACUCAGGCAAGCUGGUAUGCCACCGAAAUCGGUGAAACUAAAUGGUGGUGCGGCAUCUCAUGUGGCCUCCGCUGAUGAUUUCUCAUAUGCUGAUCUGGAUCUCAUAUUUCCUAUGGAAGUGGAAAACUCGGACAGUUUUGAUAAAGUUCGCGAAGCAGUGUUCGAUACUAUUAUGGACAUGAUACCAUCCGCAAACAAGUCGAAAAUUAAUGCUGACACCGUAAAAGAUGUAUAUAUUGGAAAAAUGGUCAAGGUGUCUGGUGAUGAUGAUCGUUGGUCUCUUUUCUCUCUCCACAAUGACUUCGGUAGAUGUAUUGAGCUGAAAUUCGUCGAUAAGAUGCGACGUCAAUUCGAAUUCUCGGUAGACUCGUUCCAAAUCACUCUUGAUUCGUUACUGGACGACUUCAACAAUCAAGAGCCUAAGAUUUAUAUAGAAAGCGUGUUUGGUGACGUACAUCAGGCCAUGGCUCAUCUACAAGAGCGAUUAAUUGACACACGUCGACCGGAAGAAAUUCGUGGUGGUGGUCUACUUAAAUACUGUCAUUUACUUAUAAGAGGCUAUAAAGCAGCUAGGCCAUCAAAAUGUCGACAACUAGAAAGAUAUAUGUGCUCUCGUUUCUUCAUUGAUUUUCCCGAUGUGGUUAGUCAAGAGCAGAAGCUACGAAACUAUCUCGACAACCACUUCGGCUCGAACAAUGAUCAGGUUCGUUUUUGCAGAUCCGCCCCGUCUUUUAGUCUCUUGGUGCUUCGUAGAGCAAAGAAUCGCAAUUAUCCGUUACGCUCAGAAGAAAAAAUCUUCCUGGAACGUCGCAUAUUUUUGCAGUGGUCGAGCUCUGGUGACGAAACGGAUUCGGAAGCGUCGAUGAGUAUGGCACCAUCGACGAUUUUAGCCCAAGGUCAAGCUAAAUACGACUUCCUAAUGCUCCUACAUCGUGUUGUUAGCGAGAGUACAGUGUGUUUGAUGAGCCAUGAAAGGCGUCAAACUUUGGUGAUGAUCGACCGACUUGCGUUUCAGGUAUGA